Molecule: messenger RNA, 2407 nt
Organism: Ctenocephalides felis (cat flea)
Lineage: Eukaryota; Metazoa; Arthropoda; Insecta; Siphonaptera; Pulicidae
Product: DNA repair and recombination protein RAD54-like
Exons: 15
Coding region: 131-2407 (758 amino acids)
Biological process (GO): double-strand break repair via synthesis-dependent strand annealing; reciprocal meiotic recombination
Cellular component (GO): nucleus
Molecular function (GO): hydrolase activity, acting on acid anhydrides; ATP binding; ATP-dependent chromatin remodeler activity
Source: RefSeq, a predicted model, not a curated record
GUAACAAUCGGAAAUAUUAUUUCUAAUCAAAUGUUUAUUUAUUUCAAAUCAAUGUUCUAUUGUUGCAUAUGACUAAUGAACUAUAGUAUUAUUUGCGUAUAUAAUUCUAUUUCCUAAUUAAAUAUUCUAGAUGCGUCGAAGUUCGGCACCAAGCCAAAUUGCAAAGCGUCAAAUAGGCUCCUAUGAAGACAUAAAUGAGAGGGAACUAAAGCAAAAAUGUGCCUCAAAAACUAAUUGCAGAAUCAAGGAAAAUGAGUGUGUUAGUUUUAUAAAAUCAUCAUCGACAUACAGUGCAGAACAUGAAACCAUUAUUCGGAGUAUAUUAUCAAGACCUUUUAAGAUACCUAUACCUAAUUAUGAAGGCUCCAUAACCAAUAGAUCUUUAGGAUUAAAAAAAUCUACUUUUAGAAGGCCUUUGCACGAUCCGUACGCUCCAAAUGCAUUAGUGUUAUUUGCCCCACCAGAAGUAACUCACCAUGACAAACUAAAAUCCAAUAAUGAAAAUACACUUGUCCAUGUUGUUGUUGAUCCUGUACUUGGAAAUAUAUUGAGACCUCAUCAACGUGAAGGUGUAACAUUUAUGUACAAUUGUGUCACGGGUGUUCAGAUAGAAGGAAUGUAUGGUUGCAUUAUGGCUGAUGAAAUGGGUUUGGGCAAAACAUUGCAAUGUAUAACACUAUUAUGGACUUUACUACGUCAAGGGCCCGAUUGUAAGCCUACAAUUCAUAAAGCUAUUAUUGUUUGUCCAAGCAGUUUAGUAAAGAAUUGGUAUAAUGAGAUAAAUAAAUGGUUGGGUGUUCGAAUUCAAAGUUUAGUAAUGGACGGUGGCGCUAAGGAACAGGCACAAAAUCAACUGAAGCAAUUUAUGGCUUCUAAAGGACCACGUAUGGCGGUGGUUCCAAUUUUAAUUAUAUCCUAUGAAACAUUUAGAAUUAAUAGUGAAAUAUUGAAUAAUUCUGAAGUUGGUCUUGUGCUGUGUGAUGAGGGUCAUCGACUUAAAAAUAGUGAAAAUCAAACAUACACUGCUUUAAUGGGCCUACAAUGUAAAAGACGUGUUUUGUUAUCUGGUACACCAAUUCAAAAUGAUCUUUUAGAAUAUUUUAGUCUUGUUCACUUUGUUAAUGCUGGAUAUUUAGGAUCAGCACAGGAUUUUAAAAAGAAGUUUGAAAAUCCUAUACUUCGAGGCCAAGACUCAUUGUCCACACCAUCUGAAAGAUUGAAGGCAGCAGAAUGUCUGACUAUGUUAACACAAAUGGUUAACCAAUGUUUAAUUCGUAGAACAAGUCAACUUUUAACAAAAUAUUUGCCGGUGAAAUUUGAACAUGUCAUAUGUGUAAAUAUGACUCCUUUGCAGACUGCUCUUUAUAAAAGUUUCUUAAGUUCGGAGAAAGUGAAACAAACCAUGACUUAUGACAAAGAAGUCAAACCUACUAUAACAGCUUUAGCAAAUAUAACAUUUUUGAAAAAACUUUGUAACCACCCAGAUUUAAUUUAUGAUAAAAUUGUUGAAAGAGCAGAUGGGUUUGAAAAUGCAUAUAAAUUACUUCCAGCAAACUAUAAUAGACAUGAAAUUAUGCCAGAACUGUCUGGAAAGUUGAUGCUUUUAGAUUGUAUGUUAGCUAAUAUCAAAACAAACACAGAUGACAAAAUCGUCCUCAUAUCAAACUAUACUCAGACACUUGAUCUCUUUGAAAAAUUAUGUAAGAAGAGGGGUCAUGAUUAUGUGCGUUUGGAUGGUACAAUGUCUAUAAAGAAAAGGGGGAAAAUAGUGGAAAAAUUUAAUUUAAAAGAAUCUAAGGAAUUUAUUUUUAUGUUGAGUUCAAAAGCUGGUGGAUGUGGUCUUAACCUAAUUGGUGCAAAUAGAUUAGUUAUGUUCGAUCCUGAUUGGAAUCCUGCUAAUGAUGAACAAGCUAUGGCUCGAGUUUGGAGAGAUGGUCAGAAAAAACCUUGCUUUCUUUAUAGGAUGUUAGCAACUGGAACUAUAGAAGAAAAAAUUUUUCAACGACAAGCACAUAAGAAAGCUUUAUCAAAUAGUGUUGUUGACAAUGAAGAAUGCUUAAGACAUUUUUCAAGGGAAGAUUUAAGAGAUCUUUUUAAAUUAGAGGAACAAACAUUAUCAGAUACACAUAAUAAAUUUAAAUGUAAUCGAUGUAUAAAUAAUAUACAAGUGAAGCUUCCCCCGGAAGACUCAGAUUGCAUGUCAGAUUUAUCUCAAUGGUAUCAUUGUGCUGAUAAGAAGGGGCUGGCGGAUAUGGUUCUAAAACAAUGUUGGGAUAUGGCAAAAUAUAUUUCAUUUGUAUUUCAUCAUCGUUCAAAUCAAGUUGAAGCAAAACAAAUAAUUAAAGUAGAAACAAAUGAUGAUAUUAAUGAAGAUUCAGUUACAGAAGAAGAAAAUAUGAGUGAAUAA